Messenger RNA from Kluyveromyces marxianus DMKU3-1042, 618 nucleotides. RefSeq names its product Vph2p (gene VPH2). Gene Ontology annotation, biological process: vacuolar proton-transporting V-type ATPase complex assembly. The transcript has a single exon. The record is from RefSeq and is a predicted model, not a curated record. Lineage: Eukaryota; Fungi; Ascomycota; Saccharomycetes; Saccharomycetales; Saccharomycetaceae. The coding region runs from base 1 to 618 and encodes 205 amino acids. Gene Ontology annotation, cellular component: endomembrane system.
AUGUUUGAUAUCGCGAUUGGACAUGGUUUACUGAGGCAGAAACUGGAAGAAUUGAAGGAAGAUCGUCGCGCAUCGGUGAGUCUUCAACAAGAGGUAGUAUCUUUUGAAGUGCUAGCGGAAUUAUACGAGCAAUACUGGGGCGAUGAUACUAAUAUAAACCUGGAGAAGCUACUGGCCAGCAGCGAUCUUCGGUUCAAGCGGAAAAGGGUACCUGGUGAAGAGUAUACAGAAGAAUUUAAGGCGGAGUUGGAAAAACUGAGAUGGGUUCAAAAGGAACAAGAGUACCAGGAUAUGAUCAGGCGAGACUCUUUAGUUCCUGCAGGAACACUGAAUGAGCACGAUCCUACAAUUUCAGAAAUUAACAAGGAGAUCAAAGAGCAGGUAGCAGCAGUAUUCAAUGUUCUUUUGACGGUUUUCGGUACAGUUUACGCGGUUUGGUACGUGACAAGAAGCGGAUGGGAUAUUCACAUACGGAUCAUUUUGUGCCUAUUCAGUGGUAUUUUGGUGUUGAUAGCGGAUGCUGCGAUGUACAACGUGUAUUAUCGUAAGAUUGAAGAAGCGCGGGCUCUGGAACGCAAGAAGAAGGUGGUGAAGAAAGUAAUCAAGCGGUUGAUAUAA